UCCCAUUUUACCAUUACCAACCGCAAACGCGUUUUGCAACAAUUGUUUUAAUUAAUUACCCAGAACAAAAUCAAGUGAUUUUCUCCGAUAAUCAUGGUGCAAUUGAAGAAGAAACUUUCCGCCCAGAGGAGGGUGAAAUCAAUUCCUCCGAUCGCCGGCGCCGUCGAAAUGCCGGAGACCGACAUCCUCGUCAUCACCUCCGACGGCGUCCGCAUCCCUGCGCACUCUAAGAUAUUGGCUUCAGCGACGCCGGUGCUGGAGAACAUUAUAGAGACGCCGCAGAAACACCGGAGCACCGCCGCGAAGAAAAUCUCGAUUCCCGGCGUACCGUACGACGCCGUCGCCGCCUUCAUCCAGUUCCUUUAUUCCUCCAAAUGUACCGAAGAGGAUAUGGAGAAGUAUGGAAUUCACCUACUAGCCUUGUCCCAUGUUUACUCGGUACCACAGCUAAAGCAGAAAUGUACAACAGGCUUAGCAAAGAGAGUGAACGUUGAAAAUGUAGUCGACGUGCUUCAGCUCGCACGAUUGUGCGAUGCACCUGAUCUUUCCCUCAAAUGCAUGAAAUUAUUGUCCAACGAUUUCAAAACCGUCGAAAAAACCGAGGGCUGGAAGUUCGUGCAGAAUCACGAUCCCUAUCUCGAGCUCGAAAUACUACAAUUCAUCGAUGAAGCCGAAAAGAGGAAAAAGAGGGCGAUGAGGCAUAGGAAGGAGCAGAGUUUGUAUAUGCACCUAAGUGAAGCGAUGGAUUGUCUCGAGCAUAUAUGUUCGGAGGGUUGUACUAGCGUGGGCCCGUAUGACAUGGACGUGACCAAGCAUAAGGGUCCGUGUGGCAAGUUUUCGGUUUGUCAAGGAAUUCAGCAUUUGAUUAAGCAUUUCGGUGCUUGUAAGAAGAGGGUUAAUGGUGGAUGCUCUCGUUGUAAUAGAAUGUGGCAGCUUUUCAAGUUGCACUCUUCGAUGUGUGAUCAACCCGAUGAAUGCAGAGUCCCCUUGUGCAGGCAAUUCAAGUUAAAGGCACAACAAAACCGAAGAGGAAACGAUACCCGUUGGAAAUUACUAGUGAGAAAGGUUGUUUCAGCUAAAGCUAUGUCUUCUUUGUCUCUAACUAAGAGGGAACCGAGAAUUGCAAUGGAUAAUCGAGGCGUCAAAUUAUAAAUCUAGCUCGAAACGGAAAAUGCAGCGAUUUUUUUUAGAAUUCGUAUUUUUUUCGGUUUAAUCGAGCCGUGAAAUUUGUAAAAAUAGUUAAAAUGUUGUGUUGAAUGUUGAUAUUCAAGGCCAUAAAAGAGAAUAGGAAGCCAACUAGAUGCUUGUCUUUGUCUAUCUAUUAUAUUUAUUAAAUUUUAUUUUAAGAAAUCUUUGUAUUUGCAGUUGGUUGGUUAUAAAUUAUUAAUUAUUAUGC
Erythranthe guttata (spotted monkey flower) is the source of this 1396-nucleotide messenger RNA. RefSeq names its product BTB and TAZ domain protein 1 (gene BT1). Gene Ontology annotation, molecular function: protein binding. Gene Ontology annotation, cellular component: nucleus. The record is from RefSeq and is a predicted model, not a curated record. Lineage: Eukaryota; Viridiplantae; Streptophyta; Magnoliopsida; Lamiales; Phrymaceae.